CGCUUUUAACUGCAUUGGUUAAGAGAAUGACUUCGUUGCUCCACUUUAGAAUGCCUGUAAGGGACGAGUUAUGAUUGAGAAACCCACCCAACCGUUGUACAUUGUGGUUAUAAUAUCUAAUUAUUGUUGCUACUAGAGUGAAUAGUGGGUUCUAUAUUGAAAAUUGAGAGGGAGGAUAUCAUACAAGGCUUCAAAAAGAAUCACCUACAAACUGCUAUGAAAGUUUGUAUUAUAUCCGAUGCAUUUAAAAUCGGGAUUUUACUUAAAAUCGAAAAUUGGGGUAAAAUCGGAAUCAUAAAAUCAAUCAUAAAAUGAUAGGAUUUUAAGUAUUAUACAGAAACUAACAUAUAAUAAUAUUAAUAAGGUAAAUUAUUAAUAACACAUACACAUAACCUUUAAAAUGAUAAUUCUCAAUAUUAAUGACCCAAAAUCAUCAUUAUAAUUGUUUAUUUAACGCGUAACUCAAAAUAAUUUACGAGCAAGGGAUAGAACUCAUGGGGUUUGACUCUUGUUUUUCAUGUUGUGUCUAGGUAGUUUUACUUGCAUGUGGCGAAAGCUCGGUUUGGAAUGCAUUCUUGGAAGAGAUAGGGUGACAUAAUAUAAUAUUUUUGUUGCUUAGAACCAUUUUUAUCAAUGAGAAAGCAAACAUGCUCAACUAGAUGAAAUUUGACCAAACGAAGAGUGAUCAAAUUUGAGAUAAUGAACUAAUUUUGGUGAUUACAAAUAAAAUAAAAUAUUUCUUAUGAACAAACUUUUUAAUAAUUCCAUUAACCAACUUUACAAUUUACCAAUUUAUUAAUUUAUCUUUUAGAAAAAAGGAAAAACAGAGAGUCGCCUUCGCUGUUCUCUUCUCUCACUUUCCUGUGUUUGUUUUCUUUCCCUCUCCGUUCAAAUUUCCAUUUCUCGCUCCCCGCAAUUGAAAACUUCACUUUGACAUUUCCGGACUCACCUCCUCUAACGGCUACAUUCCACCCCAUUCCGCGGCCUCCGUUUCUCUCUUCCCCUCUCCCAUCGCCACAACGGAGUAUUUCGAGCAGUUGUGAAUAUGCAGGACAUUUUCGGAUCAGUGCGGCGGUCGCUGGUGUUCAAAUCCACGACCACGACAUCAGUGGACGACGGCGGAGGUGGGUUCAGUGGAUUCGUGGAGAAGAUUGGGUCCAGUAUUCGAAAAUCCCGAAUCGGCCUUUUCACUAAACCCUCCUUCCCUCCGGCGCUUCCUUCGCCUAGUGGUAGAAAGGGCGAUGCAGAUGCACCUUCGAUCCGAUGGAGAAAGGGGGAAUUGAUUGGUUGUGGUGCGUUUGGUAGGGUUUACAUGGGGAUGAAUCUCGAUUCCGGUGAGCUCCUCGCUGUUAAGCAGGUUUUGAUUGCUGCCAACAGUGCUUCCAAGGAGAAAGCCCAGGCUCACGUUAGAGAGCUGGAAGAGGAAGUCAAGCUACUGAAGAACCUUUCCCAUCCCAACAUUGUGAGAUAUUUGGGAACUGUUAGAGAAGACGACUCCCUGAAUAUCCUCUUAGAAUUUGUUCCCGGCGGGUCCAUCUCUUCCCUUUUGGGGAAAUUUGGUUCCUUUCCCGAGUCGGUGAUCAGAAUGUACACUAAACAGCUAUUACUGGGACUGGCAUACCUUCAUAGCAAUGGUAUUAUGCAUAGGGACAUCAAGGGGGCGAACAUUCUUGUAGAUAACAAGGGUUGCAUUAAACUUGCCGACUUCGGAGCUUCCAAGAAAGUUGUUGAACUGGCUACUAUUAAUUGUGCCAAGUCGAUGAAGGGAACUCCAUAUUGGAUGGCACCGGAAGUUAUCCUCCAGACAGGACACAGCUUCUCUGCUGAUAUAUGGAGUGUUGGAUGUACGGUCAUCGAGAUGGCUACAGGAAAGCCCCCAUGGAGCCAGCAAUAUCAAGAGGUUGCUGCUCUCUUUCAUAUUGGGACGACCAAAUCGCACCCCCCAAUUCCUGAACAUCUCUCUGCUCAGGCUAAAGAUUUUCUAUUAAAAUGUUUACAGAAGGAACCAGACUUUAGGGCCACUGCAUCAGAGUUGCUGCUGCAUCCAUUUGUCACUGAGGAUUAUAAUGAAUCUACUUCGCAACUCCGUAGUUCACUCAGGGAAUCAAGAAAUUUGAUGUCGAGCACCAUGAACCUUAGGAACUCCAUGAACCCUUCAAUCAGAAGAUCGACCUGUGGAGGAUUAAAGGAUAUUGGUGACAUGGGUGGCAGUAUGAGAUCCUCAAUAAUAUAUCCUGAGAGCACAUCAGGAUCAGGGUCCUAUUGGCAUGGCACUUCUAAUAUAGAUGAUGAUAUGUGCCAGAUAGAUGAUAAAGACGAUUUCAUGGUUGUUAGGAAAUCAUCGAAGUUCAAGUCUGUCUUUUCGUCUACUGACUUAAAUAAGAGUUUCAAUCCAAUGUGUGAGCCCACUGAUGAUUGGCAAACAAUGUCGCAUGGGAGUUCAGAUAUGAGGGGAAGCGAACUGCAUUCUAGCCAAUUUAUCAAUGAAGUUGCCAGUGCCAGCCUUGCACUAUUCAGCAAGGAAGAAAACGAGUUUGCAUUUCCUUGUGGCCCAUCGGGGACUGAGGAUGAUGAAGAAGUUACAGAGUCGAAAAUCAGGGCCUUCUUGGACGAAAAGGCUUUAGAUCUGAAAAAGCUGCAAACGCCUCUGUACAAGGAGUUCUACAACACAUUGAAUGCUACUGGUCCAACACCAAAAGUAGCCGGAAAGACAAAUAACGAAAAUGUGAGGAGUUCUUCAAUCUCCUUAUUACCCCCUAAAAGCAAGUCUCCCAAACAGCUGCCACCGAGCAGAAGGCUUUCUUCAGUUGUUGUUGAUGCUCCUACUAGCAGUAGUCCUGGUAUGCGUGCAAGUUACAGGGCCAAUGAGAAUGGCACCAUCCACUCUCGAGCUCUGCAGGAAAUCCAACCCCCUCAAAUUAGCGAGUGGAAAAAUGGCAUCCUUAAUGGGGAGCAGCAGGAACCAAUCACUCCCAGCGCAAGCUUCUCUGAGAGGCAAAGAAAGUGGAAGGAAGAGCUUGAUGAAGAGCUCGAAAGGCAGCGAGAGAUGCUGCGUCAAGCUGGUGUGAGCCCGAAGACAUCUUCUCCAAAGGACCGUGUUCUUAAUCGACAAAGAUCAGAACGAAUGAGAUUUCCAUUUUCGGGCAAGUAGAAGCCUUUGUGCACGUUCUUCUUCACUCUGUGUGUAGCUUUUUCUCCAUUCAUGGAGUACUGCUGCUCCUGCUUUUGCAUGUAUGUAGUAAUCUUAAGAAAUGUUGUCCAACGGGGGAUUGGUUGUCGUUGCCUAAUACGAUUAUGGAUUGCAGAAGGCCACAGCAGACUGCUUGCCUCAUUGUCAUUGUGUAAUUUCAGCACAAAGAGCUGGCGGGCAUGGGUGAUAUCUGUAUGCAUUUUUUUCUCUCUACCUUGUUGAGGUGUCUCGAGAUAAAUGCUUGUAAGAUGAUGAUGAUGGGAUCUGGAAAACCAUAUAUAUAUAGAAAAUUGGAUGAAGUUUUUUUUUCUAGUUUUGGAGGUCAACCACCUUCUGUGUUCUAUCUUCCAAAUUGCAUAUUUCACAACCCAUUUUACUGACCUAAUUUAGUGAUGCCCAAAUCAGCAAGCCCUGUAACAAAUGUGCAGCAUUGUCGACAACUCGGCAUUGGAUUGGUAGGCACCAACCCAAAUAAACCGGUUUGUGUACCAUAUUAUAUUGGUGAUUUGAUAAUAUCAUCGUCUAUUGUUAGUCAAUAUUGGUACAAUAUGCACAUAUAUAGAGAAAUUUUGUUGCAGUUAAACUAUCUAACAGUGGUAUAUUAGUUGGUAUUGUCAUUUGAAUAUUCUUUUAAUAUUAAGUUAAUAAAGAUAUCAUAUCGAUUCAGUUAAAAUUGUGUCAUAAAUAUUAUUUCACUAACUUAUUUGAUAUAAUCUGCACAAAUCAUGAAAAAGAAAACACAAAUCUUUCAUAAAACAAGGAAGAAGGAUAUGUUGAUUUGUUUUAGUAAAGUGUUUUUAAUCUUAUAAUACUUUUUUUUAAGAGAUUCUCACAUAUUCUCUUAGACCCUUUAUAAAUUCGAUAUUAUGGAAAAAUGUUGAAGAGGAGGAAAUUAUUGACUAUACUAUUUAUAUUAUGGUUUAUAAAAAAGUAUUCUCCAAUUAAUUAUGACUCUAUGAUUACUAUUUCAUUCUAGUAGUUAUUAUAAUAGUUAGAGAUCUUGUUUAUAAAUACGAUGUAGCCCAAUUUUUCUUAAUGUAAUAUAUCAUUGUGACAUUAUCCAAUUUGAAGUUGUCUUAUGAGACAUAAUUUCUAUGCUAUAGGAGUUAAUUUGAAUCUUUGGAUAUUUACGGACAAAAACAUAAUUAUUUAUUCCAAAACAAUUCUUAGAAAAUACAAAUACUCAUAUGACAGGAGUUAAAUGAAAACACUUAGAAUUUUAAAAUUUGAAGUGGAGUGACUAAACUAAUAUUUUAAUCAAGUUUGAUUAAAUAGCGAAAAAAUAAUAAGUACGCAAGAAGUAUGUCUUACUUCCAUAGCAUGGUAGUCGUGCAUUCACUUCGUAAGCAAAAGGUAGCGAAUUCAAUUUUCGAUGGGAGCUCUGAAAAAAUAAAGGCACUUUCUUUUCAUAGAUAGCUUUAGAGUAACAAAAGGAAGCUUACAACAUAUUGUGUAAUUAGUCGACAAUUAGUAUUUACAUUCAUGCAUUGCACUGUGAAUAUAUAUUUAUCUAUUUAUGUUUAUCUAUCUAUUUAUACUAUACUAUACUAUAUAUUAUAGCAAAACAAAAGUAACUUAUUGCCACAUAGUCACUUGAAGACUUCACAAGUUGCCAAUGUUGACACUUUUAGUACAAACAAAAAAUUGAGCUAAAAAUCUAUUUAUUGAGCUAUCUCUAUACUUUUAAUAUUUUUUCAACAAAUUUGAUUUUUUCUUUUAUCUUCUAUUUUUUCUAUAUUAUAUAUGUGCGCACAGUAUAUAUCCAAAGAUUUCAACUCUUUGGAUUGUUGAAAAAAGAUUUGAAAAUGUU
Messenger RNA from Linum trigynum, 5000 nucleotides. The record is from the annotation of a GenBank genome assembly. Lineage: Eukaryota; Viridiplantae; Streptophyta; Magnoliopsida; Malpighiales; Linaceae.